Messenger RNA from Mycena indigotica, 1191 nucleotides. Its product is annotated as Mitochondrial distribution and morphology protein 10. NCBI's taxonomy places the organism in Eukaryota, Fungi, Basidiomycota, Agaricomycetes, Agaricales, Mycenaceae. Gene Ontology annotation, biological process: mitochondrial outer membrane translocase complex assembly; phospholipid transport; protein insertion into mitochondrial outer membrane. Gene Ontology annotation, cellular component: ERMES complex; SAM complex. The record is from RefSeq and is a predicted model, not a curated record. The transcript is spliced from 7 exons. The coding region runs from base 1 to 1191 and encodes 396 amino acids.
AUGCAUCCAUUUGCGUCGUACAUUCUUCGCAGUUACUACAAAGCCACUGGCUGGAACGAAGAUAACCUCUAUGCCAACAUCACACGCUCCUCGAAUGCAAUUCUGGACUUCACUGUCCCGAGAGGGCUUCACCUUUCCGUGUCGAAAUCGCCCAACUCGCUGUUCAAGACGACCUACUCGAUGAACGCCAUGCCGUCGCUGAACGGCUCGAUUGGGUACAUCUUCACAUCCUGUGAGCUAGACAUCAAAUCGUCAGGCAACGCCCGCUUCAAGGACAUGCUGGAGCGAUUUCGAGUCUACGACCAGCCCCGAAGACCGGAGCCGAAGGAAGAGGAGUUCUUUAACGGAGAGCGCGUCGACAAGCGCGAUUACCUGCUCUAUGGGCGGUUCUACCUCCCCACGGGCAGGUUAGACGCGCUGUACUCGACUCAGGUCGCAGUGCGAGGUGGUAACGCGAGCAAUCUAAUAUUCAACCUCCAGCACGAUGUUGGGAAGUGGUGCACUGAGUACACUUGGAGUGCAGAUGACGGUGUGCCGGCAGUUGACGCGUCGUCUGCCGAGCAAGAAAAAGUUCGCAGUCCUGGGAUGAAGCGCGUUGACGAAGAAGACCCCAUUGAAGGCGGCUUGAAAGGACGCGUAUCAGCUGGCGCAGAAGUAUAUUUCAGUGCGAAAGAGCGAAGUGCAGGCAUAUCGACUGGUUUUCGAUUCACUACCUUCCCUGACGCUACUCCGCCUUCCUUCCAGGCACCAGGCUCAGCCUCGUCUCCACUCGGCGCUAAAGGGCCACCCUCCCAACCCCCCACAACUAUCACGGCUCUCUUCAACCCGAUGUUGGGACACAUUUCCAGCGCCUACUCAGCCCGCGUGUCCCGUGAUCUGUCCAUGUCCUCUCGUUUCGACUUCAAUGUCUACAGCUAUGAGAGCGAAUGGACGCUGGGAACGGAGUGGUGGAUGCGGUCUUCCGACGAAAGUGAGGAUCCCUCAGCCAACCCCCGGGCCUCUUCUCCAAAGGGAGAAAUACGAGGGGUUGUAAAGGCCCGCGCUUCCACGAAAAAUGACGUGUCAUUGAUGUGGGAGGGUCGAAUUCGCAACAUGCUUGUCAGCUUGGGCGUCGUCUCAGACUUUUCCAGUCGGACUAAACCUAUCAAGGCAAUAGGUCUCGAACUCUCCUACUUUAGUUCGGACCAAUAA